Prunus mume (Japanese apricot) is the source of this 1412-nucleotide messenger RNA. The record is from RefSeq and is a predicted model, not a curated record. Lineage: Eukaryota; Viridiplantae; Streptophyta; Magnoliopsida; Rosales; Rosaceae.
AGUGGGGGCCCUAGAGACAGGACUAAGAACGGUGAAACAUGAUUUCUUUGCGAUUGUAACCCAAGAGAGUUCUCCCUUGGCUAUGGCUAAACUUAUCCAAGACCCACAGAUUGCGCAAUCCUGCCAAGACAAAGCUUACUGAAACGGCACUGCACACAAUCAGAUCAACUAGCUUGUUUCCACAUAUCCCUUACCUGCAUAUUCACAUUGAGGGCCACACUAUAUCACCGGCGGUUAACAAGUUUCAAUUUCACUCAUAAAAACAUAAACACAAAAACAUCUAGCAGUCUUCAAUAUUAUAUGAGCAAUAUGGCACUCCCAAAGCUUAAGCUCAUCUUCACCCUUUUCUUCCUUCAAACCCUCCUCACAUCCCCUACAUCAAUCCAAGCAGCCCCAGCAAACUCAGAUCUCUUCAGAGAAUACAUAGGAGCUGAAUUCAAGAAUGUCAAGUUUUCUGAUGUCCCCAUUAACCCAAAUGUUGAAUUCCACUUCAUUCUCUCAUUUGCCAUAGACUAUGACACCUCCUCCUCUCCCACCAAUGGAAAAUUCAAUGUCUUCUGGGACUCUGAUAAUCUUAGCCCUUCCCAAGUUUCCUCCAUCAAAAAUCAGCAUUCAAAUGUCAAAGUGGCCUUUAGCCUAGGAGGAGACACUGUGAAUGGUGUCCCUGCUGAAUUCAAGCCUUCCUCAAUUGACUCAUGGGUUUCCAAUGCUGUUUCUUCUCUCACAGGCAUCAUUCAGCAGUACAAUUUGGAUGGAAUUGACAUUGAUUACGAGCACUUCAGCGCAGACCCUGCUACCUUCUCCGAGUGCAUUGGGAAGCUUAUAACAACCCUCAAGAACAAUGGAGUGAUAUCAUUUGCUUCCAUUGCUCCCUUUGAUGAUGACCAAGUUCAGAGCCACUACUUGGCCUUGUGGAAGAGCUAUGGCCACUUGAUAGACUAUGUGAAUUUCCAGUUUUACGCAUACGAUCAGGGAACCACAGUGUCUCAAUUCAUCAAUUACUUCAAGACACAAAGCUCCAAUUACAACGGUGGGAAGGUCUUGGCAAGCUUUAUCAGUGAUGGGAGUCGUGGACUGUCCCCUGAGAAUGGUUUUUUCACUGCCUGUGACACGCUCAAGAGUGAGCAACAACUUCAUGGUAUAUUUGUUUGGUCUGCAGAUGAUUCCAAGGCAAUUGGUUUCCGCUAUGAAGAGCAAUCACAAAAUUUCUUAGCAACCCCCAACUAGUACUAUAUUAUCUUAUAUAUUUAGCUUCUAUAUGAAUAUGAUUAAGAAGUAGGCUCUGGAAUUGGAUUCCUGGGUAUUGUAAUGCUUGUUGUACUUCUAUUUACCUGGAGUUAUAUACAUAUUUCAGAUUGUGUUGUUUGAGUGUGUAAGAUCGCUAUAUUCUAUAAAAUUUGCUGAUUUUCACA